Messenger RNA from Ananas comosus (pineapple), 2254 nucleotides. Its product is annotated as protein NUCLEAR FUSION DEFECTIVE 4. The coding region runs from base 153 to 1859 and encodes 568 amino acids. The transcript is spliced from 3 exons. Gene Ontology annotation, cellular component: membrane. The record is from RefSeq and is a predicted model, not a curated record. NCBI's taxonomy places the organism in Eukaryota, Viridiplantae, Streptophyta, Magnoliopsida, Poales, Bromeliaceae. Gene Ontology annotation, molecular function: transmembrane transporter activity. Gene Ontology annotation, biological process: transmembrane transport.
ACUCCCCCGUCAUUGCGGUCGGCGGUGUACUAUAAAUAAAUUAGUGAUACCGCCUUCGAUGGGGGGAGUAGGCAGUCGAGAGGUUAUAAAAAAAAAACAAGGGAUAAAAGACAGACAGAGAGAGAGAGAGAGAAAGAAAGAAGGAAGAAGAGAUGGCGGGGGCGGUGAAGGCGGGCAGCCGGCCGCCGUGGGUGGGGCUGGCGGCGGCGGUGUGGGUGCAGGUGGCGGCCGGCAGCGGCUACAACUUCCCGCUGUACUCGCACUCGCUGAAGUCGGUGCUGGGCUACAGCCAGCAGCAGCUGACGAUGCUGGGCGUGGCGAACGACGUCGGCGAGAACUUCGGCAUGGUCCCGGGCGUCCUCUGCAACCGCCUGCCCCCCUACCUCGUCCUCCUCAUCGGCGCCGCCUCCUCCUUCCUCGGCUACGGCCUCAUCUGGCUCGCCGUCAGCCAGACCCUCCCCGGCAUCCCCUACUGGCUGUUAUGGAUUGCGUUAUGCAUUGCUACCAACAGCAGUGCAUGGCUGGGCACAGCCGUUCUUGUAACCAACAUGAGGAACUUCCCUCUUAGCAGAGGCGCUGUCGCCGGCAUCCUCAAGGGAUAUGUUGGUCUUAGUGCUGCUGUAUACACCGUAUUAUACACCGGAGUGCUCCACAACUCAUCGACCAAACUUUUACUGUUUCUUACUUUGGGGAUUCCUGCUAUAUGCCUCGCGAUGAUGUACUUUGUGAGGCCGUGCACCCCGGCACUCGAAGAUGACUCAACAGAACACGGCCAUUUUCUUUUUACACAAAUUUCAAGUGUAGUUCUUGGUGUUUAUCUUCUCACAGCUACAAUACUGGAUGAUGUUCUCUCGCUAAGUCAUGCUGUUACCUAUGCUCUGUUUGGCGUGAUGAUACUCCUCCUCCUUGCUCCCCUCGCAAUUCCAAUUAAGAUGACGCUCUAUCGAAGUACUCGAAAAAGAGCUAGUUUGAUCGGACCGUCCAGCUCUUCAGAUCGUUUAUCGGCUGGAGACCAAGACAAGUCCGAGCCGUUGCUUGCUGCCUCUUCUUCAACAACAAAUCUUGGGGACCCUGAUGAUUCUUCUGAUAUCGAUAUGCUUUUGGCUGAGGGGGAGGGGGCGGUGAAAAAGAAAAGGAGACCUAAAAGAGGAGAGGAUUUUGAAUUCCGUGAAGCUUUGAUUAAAGCUGAUUUCUGGCUUUUGUUCACAGUAUACUUUCUUGGGGUCGGCUCAGGCGUCACCGUUCUCAACAAUCUAGCGCAAAUCGGGAUUGCGACGGGUGCAGACGAUACCACUAUCUUGUUGUGCCUCUUCAGCUUUUGCAAUUUUGUCGGCCGGCUUGGUGGUGGUGUUGUCUCUGAGCAUUUUGUGAGGUCAAGAAUGCUUCCUCGGCCUGUUUGGAUGGCAUGCGCACAAGUAAUCAUGGUCAUAUCUUACCUUCUCUUCGCUUCUGCUCUCAAUGGUACUCUUUACGCCUCAACUGCGCUACUCGGAAUCUGCUACGGGGUGCAGUUCUCCGUCAUGGUUCCAACAGUAUCUGAGCUGUUCGGGUUGAAGCACUUUGGAAUGAUGUACAACUUCAUGCUACUAGGGAAUCCGCUCGGCGCGCUCUUGUUCUCUGGAUUCCUCGCAGGAUACGUGUAUGAUAAGGAGGUGGCGAAGCAGAACCCUGGAUUAUUCGACAACUCCAGCGUUUCCUGUGUGGGGCCAAAUUGCUUUCGGCUCACCUUUUUGGUUCUAGCUGGUGUUUGCUCGCUAGGAACUUUGUUGAGCGUAAUUUUGACGGUGAGGAUAAGGCCAGUCUACCAGAUGCUGUAUGCAGGUGGAUCAUUCAGACUGCCGCGAAGUUCGCUGCAUUGAUGAUAGAUUCCGUGUCUUGCUACUCAUUUAAGUGUUGUAGUAUAACCCUUUUUGUAGUAGUGUGGACUAUGAUGUGUUUGCGUUCUUUUAUAUAACGUGCAUUAGUUGAGAAACUUCUUUACUACCCAGGAGAUAAUUUGCAAAAUCUCGGGAGAAGUUUACGGCAGUGAUUAAAGAAGCCUUUAACAGUUUCUCAUUAAGAAUCACAGAAAUUAACGGUAUAGUAAUACUUGAGGAGUGAUAUUAGUCUAUGUAUUACUAGCGUGAGGCUGUAAUAGGACGAUGCGGACCUUAUUAUUGUGUAACAAAGAUGUGCAACCGUAUAUUAAUCAGCUAUUUUGUGCGUUUGCAACUUUGUCAAACUAAUUGCAUUAUGCGUGCUAUUUAUUAGUUUC